AGGAAAUAUGGUCGGUAGGAAUCUGGCAAGGAGAUAUGGACGCAAGUGCAGCUGUGAGAGGUCAGGAGGAGUGAUGUCUGGCAGAUUCAACCGAGAUCCUCCCAGCUCCGCCAGCUCUGACAGUGGAGGAGAGGACACUGUAGCCCCACAGAUGGACGAGGAAGAGUCCAUCACAGACCAUGGAGAGGUAGAGGUUACCAGUACACCCAAUAGUCCUCGCCCACCGUCAGCUGGACCCCCACAAACUCCCACUCAAGGUGCCUUACGGUCCCCACGAACUCGUCGACAGCGCUCAACAUCUCAAUCUCAGCCAUCAAGGAGCCGAGAGCCCAUCUUGCGGGGCCGCAGGCGCACCAUCUACACAGCUGGCCGUCCUCCCUGGUAUGAUUGCCAAGGACAGCUGGUGGAGCCAUUUGUUAUUGGUGUGUGUGGUGGGAGUGCCUCAGGGAAGACUACUGUAGCAAGGAAAAUUAUUGAAGAAUUGGACGUGCCCUGGGUUACUCUUCUGUCCCUUGAUUCAUUCUAUAAGGUUUUGACUGAGAAGCAUCAUGAGGAAGCAGCAAGAAAUGAGUACAACUUUGAUCACCCCGAUGCAUUUGACUUUGAACUCGUGGCCAAGACUUUGGUGCGUCUUAAGGAGGGCAAGAAGGUGGAAGUCCCAAUCUACAAUUUUGUGACACAUUGCCGAGAAACAAAGACGAAAACUAUGUAUGGAGCUAAUGUCAUCAUCUUUGAAGGAAUUUUAGCAUUUUACUCUCCUGAUGUAUUGAAGCUGCUGGACAUGAAGGUGUUUGUCGACACUGACUCUGAUGAGAGGUUAGUGCGGAGGCUGCAGCGAGACAUUGCUGAGAGGGGCAGAGAACUGGAUGGUGUCCUUAAGCAGUACUUCAAGUUUGUGAAGCCAGCCUUUGAUUACUACAUUGCUCCCUCCAUGGUACAUGCUGACAUUAUUGUUCCAAGAGGAGGAGAGAAUGAGGUGGCAAUCAACCUAAUUGCACAAAAUGUCAUGACUCAGCUUCAGCAAAGGGGCUUCAAGCUGCGUGAAAAACUAGCUAAUACAAACUUUGGCAUGGCAAGACCCAGUUCCCUCCACUUACUGCCUUCUACGCCUCAAAUUCGUGGGCUUCACACAUUCAUAAGGAACAAGGAUACACCACGCGAUGAGUUCAUAUUCUACUCCAAGAGAUUAAUACGUCUUGUUAUUGAGCAUGCUCUUGCUCUACUGCCAUUCAGGGAUAUAACUGUUGAAACCCCUCAAGGCAUUCCAUAUGAGGGCAAACACAUUGCAACAGAAAAGAUCUGUGGUGUGUCAAUCCUGCGGGCAGGAGAGACCAUGGAGAAUGCCCUGUGUGAAGUCCUAAAGGAUGUCCGUAUUGGCAAGAUCCUUAUUCAGACAAAUCUUGACACUGGAGAACCUGAGUUAUACUAUUUGAGGCUGCCUAAAGACAUCAAGGACUACCACAUCUUCCUCAUGGAUGCCACAGUUGCCACAGGAGCAGCUGCCAUCAUGGCCAUACGAGUAUUGCUGGACCACGAGGUGAUAGAGGAACACAUUUCUUUGUGUUCCCUUCUCAUGACUGAACAAGGUGUGCACAACAUUGCCUAUGCCUUCCCCAAGGUGAGAAUAGUGACCACUGCUGUUGAUCCCUGCGUUAACGAGAAGUUUUAUAUUGUUCCUGGCAUUGGCAACUUUGGUGAUAGAUACUUUGGGACUGAACCCUCUGAUCAGUAAAGUGUUGCAAACUAUGACAGGUAUUUUAUCCAUCCAAUACCAUAGCAUUGUGACUUUAUGCAGUUUGCUGUACACACCCAAAUUGUUACUGUUAGCAUGAUUUUUUUUUAUCAUCAUUAGUAUCAUUAUUAUCAUUAUUAUUGUUAUUAUGAUUAUUACCAGGGGUUUGAAUACUAUAGUGCUACAGUCAGAUCACAUGGUAAGCUAUUUCUGACAUUGUAUCAUUUUCUUUUUAUUCUUUAGCAAAAUCUAUUUUUAAUUUUAUGCAUAUUUUUGAAGGUUGAAUUUCUUCUCUGGUUCAGAAAUUCAGAUUUAUACAUCUUAUUAUUUUCAGAUUUCUUUGAGCAAGUGUAAAUAUUUCUUUUCAUUAUGCAAUAGCCCCUGAUAGUCCUGAUUUGCUUCUAAUUUUAAGGAGAUGUUUGAGAAGAAACAGGAUUUCUCCCUUCUUUUUAUCCUUGACUAUUAAGACCUGGUCUUACUCAUGUUUUUUUUCAAAUCAAUUCAUGUACAGUCUUGUAAGAAGUAUAUAUAUAUAUAUAUAUAUAUAUAUAUAUAUAUAUAUAUAUAUAUAUAUAUAUAUAUAUAUAUAUAUAUAUAUAUAUAUAUAUAUAUAUAUAUAUAAAAUUACACAUUCUCAGCUUUUUCAUCAAAUAGUACCUCAAUUUGUGGAUACUGAUGCCUUAGACCAAUAUUUACUGCUCCAAUUUGUUUAUUUUGGCCAAAUCCAUUAGAAAUUGUCUAAUUAUAUUAAACUUGUAAUUUUGUAUUGUAAUAUAUUAUUGCUAAAAGUAAGUUUUUAGAAAAUGUGCCAGGUAAGCUAUAUUUGCCCCAUUUUUAUCAGCAUGUCUCACAAACAGAAGCAAAUCCAUCAUUAACCAUAGAAAAAAUAGACACUUCUUUUGAAAUUAUGAUCAGAAAUCAAGUAAGCUGCUGUACUCAUUUCUACUAUGUUUCAUGUGCUACUAUAAUCACAAGUUCUCUUGUCCACUGACAGUCAUAUUAGAACUUCAAAAGAUAUCAAUAUCCAGUAAGCCUACGUGGCAAUUCCUGUGUAAAACAUACCUGUAUUCAUUUGUCAUCUAUUUUCAUAUGUUCUUCUGAUAAUUGCUUUUUAAAAGCUUUCUGUUGAUUUGAUAUUAGCAACCUAACUACUGAAUCUAUUCCAGUCAUUUUCUACUAUUAGAGAAUGAACUCAGAGUCCACUUUUAUUACUCAGUCUUGGCCUUUGAUCUGCUGACAAUGUUCUCACUAAACUUGAUAAUUAUUGACUUCCAGGAGAUAAGAGGACUUGAGAUACGGGAAAACAAAAAAACUCUGUGGAAGUCAGUGUAAAAGUUCCUUACCAUGAGUGUACGAAAUUCUUGUUAUCUUUGCAUGGAGAGUUCACCACUUCUAAUCUGAGUGCAUCAUAAUGGAAUCAUUAAAAGAAUCCAAAGUGAAAAACCUCAAACUCUACAUUUCUUGAACAACUCUCCCAUAGGGGAUUGUAUUAUCUUGUUUAAAUUUCCAUGAAGGUAAACUGUCCUUUUCCAUUUAGUUACAUCCAACAGUCCCCACUUCUCUGCUGUUCUUAUCCUUGACAGUUGUCUCAAGCUUCAUGGCCUUGUGAGCUUUCUGUCCACACAUCUUUGAUUAAACUUCAUACAUCCGUUCUGAAGUUUUGUUAUGGUAUUAGUUUGAUUAGUGGGAAACACACCGUGACUUAAGGUUUGUGCUGUAUAGUGAUGGCCUGGCUUGGCAGAUGUUGAUACCAAGGGAGAAGCAGCUUUUGAGUUUCUUAUAUCUGUUAUUUUAGGUAUUUGUGUAUGAUUUCUGUUGAUUAAAAUGUGCCAAAAUACUAGUCAA
Portunus trituberculatus (swimming crab) is the source of this 3577-nucleotide messenger RNA. Its product is annotated as uridine-cytidine kinase-like 1. Lineage: Eukaryota; Metazoa; Arthropoda; Malacostraca; Decapoda; Portunidae. Gene Ontology annotation, molecular function: kinase activity; ATP binding. Bases 8 to 1732 code for a protein of 574 amino acids. The record is from RefSeq and is a predicted model, not a curated record. The transcript is spliced from 12 exons. Gene Ontology annotation, cellular component: cytoplasm.